Molecule: messenger RNA, 1444 nt
Organism: Lasiosphaeria miniovina
Lineage: Eukaryota; Fungi; Ascomycota; Sordariomycetes; Sordariales; Lasiosphaeriaceae
Exons: 3
Coding region: 1-999 (332 amino acids)
Source: RefSeq, a predicted model, not a curated record
AUGACAAGAACUUGCAAGCCGCUCAAGGUGCGGCUGGGGAUCCGCGAGCUGUGGAACAAGCCCGACGGCGAGCUGCAACCAGCACUGCGAGCGCUCGAGAAAGCAGUCGGCGUGCGAGUGCGCCUCGACAUGGACUGGGGCCUGCUUCUCAAGGAGCUGGGGCACCUGUACCCAGACAAGACGCACUUCGUGGGCGUCGUCGCCGGCUGCGUGGCCGCGUGGGCGCGCACCAUGGCCGAGCUGGCCUCGGACGAGGAGAACACGGCGUGGGCCGACACGCUGGCCGACAAGGCCCAGGCCGCGCUGGGCAUCGAGCUGUUCGUCGAAGCGGCCGGCGUUAGGCACGACGGCGUCGCGUGGUACGAGCUGCCGCAGCAUUUCUCGCUGAUCCUGCCGCGCAGCGAGCCGAUCGCGCGCCCCGACGAUCUUGUGGCGGGCUACCGCGCCGACAUGCUGGCGUGCUUCGAUAAGCCGAGCGCCGUCGUUGCCGCCGGCGACGACCGCGCCGACGAGGUCGGCAAGCUGACCGUCGACGCGGGCACCAGAAAGCCGUCUGCUGCUACUGGGCCGUCCCCGUUCCUGCCGUCCAUGGCCUCGCUGCCGCGCCCCGACGAGCUGUUCCUGCGCCCGCCCUACCACCUCACCGUGUCCGGCGGCCCGCAGGAGAUCCACAUCGACGCCAGCCACAGCCCGUCGCUGCAGCUGCUGCACGACUACCUGGCGCACUGGUGCCGCGCCAACCAGAACGACACCACCCACCCCCCGGCGAUCCAGAUCACACUGCAGCGGUCCGCGUUCGGCGCGGCCCUCACGUACGACCGCCUCGUGCUCAGCACAAAGGACACGCGCUACGCCAGCGACAGCUUCCACGUGUCGGUGCCGGCUGUGGCGGCCUUCGUCGAGGGCGUGCUGGGCUACGAGCGCGUUGCCGUGUCGGCGUCGGCUGCCUGGGUGUUUCGUCGCGACGCGGAGAUCAAGCAGAAGACUGUGGCGCGUUGAUUUCUUUUUUUUCUUUUUUUCUUCUUUUCUUCUUUUUAAAUAGGUCCUUGACCCCCUUUUUCCUCUUCUUUAUUUCUCGAGCCUCCACUUUCCUUCGUUUUUUUCACUCCAUCAUCCGGGGAGUGCGGCUAAACCGCCUUUCAGCUAAGCAAAGGUUGGCAGGACGAACUAAAAGCAAGGGAUGGGAGGGUAGGCAAACUGGUCGGUAGGUAGGUAACCCUAGGUAGGUAACCCUAGGUAGGUAACCCUAGGUAGUAACCCUAGGUAGGUAAUCCUAUAGGUAACCCUACGUAGGUAUUUAAUUACCCCCUUCUCCUUCCGAAUAUGACCAUGAAAUUCCAAAUCAUAAACAUGUCUUUAUCUGCUUCUUCGAGAUUCGGAGUGGCUUCUGGCCUCGAUGACCCCUUUUCUCGCCUGCCAUUUUGCGAGGUAACCCCCCCCCCCC